Messenger RNA from Rotaria sp. Silwood2, 345 nucleotides. The record is from the annotation of a GenBank genome assembly. NCBI's taxonomy places the organism in Eukaryota, Metazoa, Rotifera, Eurotatoria, Philodinida, Philodinidae.
AUGCCUUCAACUACUGAUGUAAACAUUGAUGAUUGCAAAGCACAAUUGGCUGCUAAUAUCGUUAAAUUAUCAACUACGAAUCCUCUCAAUGUUAUUCAAGUUUUAUCAAGUUUAAAUUGUCCGGGUCUUUUGGGAAUGAUUGAACAAUACGGCACUUUAUCUUGUGAAAAAACAUCUUUUCUUCAGGCACUAAUUACAACAAUUUCUGCUAUUUCUGGUCCUAUUAUGGUGCAAAAUCCAACUGGCAUUUAUUCACUUCCAUUGAACUUAUUUACUCAUUUAAUUGGAGAACCAGGUUUGAUUGACUUUUUUUUUAUUGCUAGUCAGAAAAUUUUCAAAGGAUAA